AAGAAGAGCAAAAACCCCUCUCUCAUUUCUUGCAAUUUCCCAAAACCCCAUUCAAAAAUUUGUGUUACUACCAAAAUCUUCAAUAUCUGGGCGAUCUAUCUCCUCCAAAGUCAAUUAAUUUUUGAUUUGGGAAGUUCAAAAUUAUCAUCAUCAUCAAAUAAUCAACAACAAAAGCAAAAAAAAACCCAGAAAAAAUGGCAACAAUUUCAUCAAUCCUCCCAUGUCAUGGUCUCCUUCAACACUGUUCAUCAUCUUCUUCUUCUUCAAAACCCAAGUUUUCAUCGCAAAAUCUGGUCCAAUUGCAAUCUUUUAGCAAUGGGUUUGGUCUAAAAUUGAAGACUAGAGUCUCAACAAAUCCGCCAUUGUUGAAGGUUCGAGCUGUUGUAACUGAAGAAACAUCUUCUUCAUCUACUGCAUCAUCAUCUUCAGAUGGAGAAGGAGCUCGUAGAUUAUAUGUUGGUAACAUUCCAAGGAAUCUCAAUAAUGAUGAGCUUCGUACUAUUGUUGAAGAGCACGGUGCUAUUGAGAUAGCUGAGGUGAUGUAUGAUAAAUAUUCUGGAAGAAGCAGAAGGUUUGGUUUUGUGACAAUGAAGACUGUUGAAGACGCGAAUGCAGUGAUUGAGAAAUUGAACGACACAGAAAUCGGUGGGCGUAAAAUCAAAGUGAAUAUUACUGAGAAACCGUUAGAAGGUAUGGAUAUAGCAACAACCCAGGCAGAGGAUUCACAAUUUGUUGAGAGUCCGUAUAAAGUAUAUAUCGGUAAUCUUGCAAAGACAGUGACGAAUGAGUUGCUAAAGGAUUUCUUCUCAGAGAAAGGGAAGGUUCUCGGUGCAAAGGUUCAACGGACACCAGGGACCUCUAAAUCUAAUGGUUUUGGGUUUGUUAGUUUCUCAUCAGAAGAGGAAGUUGAGGCUGCAAUUCAAGCUCUCAAUAAUUCUGUUUUGGAAGGACAAAAGAUACGCGUCAACAAAGCCUAGAUUAGUAUCAGAGAGUUUACUGUGUUACUGUUUUACUACUAUCGACAUCUUCGUGGUAGCAAUCAGCAUCUCCUCUUUAAGACAUAGCUACAAUUUUUGCUUAACAGUAAUAAUUCUCACUUACCGUUUUAAUGGGAAAAAAUUAGCCUAUUGUUUGCACGAUGAUGCUUUAAAGAAGAUGUUUGCUUAAUAGUAUUAUUUUAUACUGUACUAGAUUUGUGCCUUCCUGUGUUUUUGGCUUGUUGGGGUUGUAUUUUUGACGUGAGCUCUAUCUUAUAUUAUGUGUACUUGGCAACUAAGUGUCAAUGCUGCUAUCUUUUUUAUUGGA
Messenger RNA from Spinacia oleracea (spinach), 1305 nucleotides. Lineage: Eukaryota; Viridiplantae; Streptophyta; Magnoliopsida; Caryophyllales; Amaranthaceae. The record is from RefSeq and is a predicted model, not a curated record.